Molecule: messenger RNA, 1259 nt
Organism: Sarcophilus harrisii (Tasmanian devil)
Lineage: Eukaryota; Metazoa; Chordata; Mammalia; Dasyuromorphia; Dasyuridae
Gene: MRPL38
Product: mitochondrial ribosomal protein L38
Exons: 9
Coding region: 84-1223 (379 amino acids)
Cellular component (GO): mitochondrial large ribosomal subunit
Source: RefSeq, a predicted model, not a curated record
GGCGCGGGCCUCUGCGCUCAGGCAGCGCCAAGGGCCGCCCCUUCGGGGUCCUGGCGGCAACGCUAGUUACUACUCCGAACAAAAUGGCGGCGCCCUCGUGGAGACUUGCCCUGUGCGGAGUGCGCAACGCCCGUAGCUUCGGCACCUCGGCCGCUCUGAGUCGCCGGUCCGCCCCGUUGGGACCCAUGCCCAAUGAGGACAUCGACAUGAGCGCGCCGGAGAAGCUGAAGAAGUAUGGCAGUUUUGACCGCUAUCAGCGCUGCGCCGAACGCGAGGCGAACGCCCCGCACUGGUGGAAGAGCUACCGCGACUACUUCCGGCCACCUUCAGAUCCCACAUACAAAAUAGACAUUGGAUUUCCACCCAACAAGAUGGGGAAUAGGCAACAACAGGUUCUUGAAAGGAAGAAGAUCCUCCGGGAGAGCCGGGCUAAGAUGGAGAAGGCUUCCCACCUCCGCAAUGUCCUGGUCCCACUGGAGGAGGUGAAGGUUGAUUGGGAAAACACCGUGGGCCCUUACCAUAAGCAGCGCCUGGCUGAGUACUAUGGCCUCUACCAAGACCUGUUCCUUGGUGCCACAUUUGUGCCCUGGGUCCCUCUGCAUGUGGCUUACAAUCUGGGAGAAGAGCUGAUGAUGCCGGUGUUCCACGGGAAUGAGGUUACUCCAACUGAGGCCACUAACCCCCCAACGGUGACGUAUGAGGCAGAAAAGGGUUCAUUGUGGACCUUGUUGCUCACCAACCUGGAUGGGCACUUGCAGGAGCAGGAUGCUGAAUACGUCCACUGGCUGGUGACGAACAUCCCAGGCAAUGACGUGUCUGCAGGGCAAGAGAUGUGCCAUUACCUCCCACCCUUCCCCUCAACAGGAACUGGUUUUCACCGUCUCGCAUUCCUCCUUUUCAAGCAGCAUGAGGCCAUUGACUUUUCUGAAGAUGCCCGUCCCUCACCCUGUUACCGCCUUGCUAUGAGAACCUUCCGCACAUUUGAUUUCUAUAAGAAGCACCAGGAUUUCAUGACCCCAACUGGUCUGGCCUUCUUCCAGUGCCGCUGGGAUGACUCUGUCACCCACGUCUAUCACCACCUGCUCAACAUGCGGGAGCCAGUGUUCGAAUUUGUGCGCCCACCCCCGUACCAUCCCCCACAGAAGAAGUUCCCUCAUCUGCAACCACUUCGAUAUUUGGAUCGAUACCAAGAUGAGAGUGAACCCACCUAUGGCAUCUACUGAAGGACUGAGGCACUGUGGUGUACAGGGUACUUGAAA